CUUUAACUGCACUCUCUCUAAUUGAGAAUGCUUACGUGCAUUCAACCAUCAUCAUCAUCAAUAGGCGGAUUUGGAAAAGCAGAUGACAAUGUUCGAAUUCUUCUAAUGGCGUCAGUUCGAAAUGAGUUUGGUGACACAUCAAUAUUCUCACGACUUGGUGUGACUGCUCUCGGACAACAUUACGUUUUAGUCACAAAAAAGAAAAUGUUCGGCGGAUAUACGACUCACAUGAUAACUGCGAAUAUGAGAAACCGACCGUUCAUCUCGAUUCCGUUCAAAGUGUCGUCUGGAGCCCAAUCCAUCGAGGAGUCUCGUGACCUCAUCAGCCGCCUUACUACAGUUCUUGGUCGCCCGGGCAUGUUCAGUUUCGAUGAUCCACCAAUUGGAUCUCAGUUUCCUGUUGGAAAGGAGCUGAUACAAUUAGAUGAAGUACCAGUUGGAGUACAUGACAGACAAGACAAAUAUCUAGAAAAGGGAGAUGAAGUGUUCUGCGAAGUGAAUGUUUCUGGUGUAAAAUUCUAUCACAGUGGAAUUUAUGCUGGUGACGGAAUGUGCUACCAUUUUGUCUGCGAUGCUCAAGAAUCCGAAUCGUUUGCCGAUGCCCUUGCCGUUUUCAGUGGUGCAUCUGCCCAUGUUGUCUAUGAUACAUGGUUUGAGUUUGUCUACGCAUUGGUCGAGGUGUCAGAUGUGCCGCCCAAAAUAUUCAGAGCUUCUCAUCCGUUGAUUUGUAGGUCUGGAGAGCAGGUUGUAAAAUAUGCUGAACAUCUGCAACGUGAGCUUGAAAACUAUGACAUCCGUCGUUGCAACUGCCAACAUUUCUCAUCGGAGUGUUCAACUGGCGUCCCAUUCUCUUAUGACAUGACUUCUAACUUCAAAUAUCUUGCUUGCACAGUACUGAAACCAACGUCUACUGUCGUCAACGCCAUGACUAGGCCCAAUCGGGAUCGCUCAAGUUUUGCGAGCAGCAGUACUUCUUCGUAGAAUUUCAAUUUGUACUUUACCUUUCAUUAUAUUCAUCGGGUGUUGCUAGCCUUCUAUAGUCAUUCUGUUCUAUCUCAGGAUUUCAUUUGUUAUUCCUUUCUCAUGAUUCCAAAACACUUUAAUUUAUUUUUCCUCUAAGCAUUCUGGGUUCACAUUAAUCUCUAUUUGUAAUUCGAAAAACCUCAAAACUUUACUUUCUCCUACUUUGCAAAAUUACGUUUCUGUUCCAUUUUCAUGUGUACUUUUUCGCCGUUGAUACCGGAUUAUGUAGGACAACUUUAUUUGUUCAGUGGGUAAAAACUGCAAUAAAUGCAUAAUUGGUU
Caenorhabditis elegans is the source of this 1304-nucleotide messenger RNA. It is a transcript of the gene egl-26, whose product is annotated as Egg-laying defective protein 26. Gene Ontology annotation, cellular component: apical plasma membrane. Bases 28 to 981 code for a protein of 317 amino acids. The transcript is spliced from 4 exons. Lineage: Eukaryota; Metazoa; Nematoda; Chromadorea; Rhabditida; Rhabditidae. The record is from RefSeq and is marked reviewed.